GGGGCUUUGUGUCGGACUCGGCUCGGCUGCUGGACUAAGCUCCGUUAGAGCUGCAGAGGCUGUCACUUAGUAACUCUUUAUAUACCAUUGUCUUCUUGAAAGGGAGAAGGGGAAACCACUGGCAGAAUGUAUGGAUUUGUCAAUCAUGCCUUGGAGCUGCUGGUGAUAAGGAACUAUGGAGAAGAAGUAUGGGAGGAUAUAAAACGAGAAGCACAACUGGAUGAAGAGGGGCAGUUCUUGGUGAGAAUCAUUUAUGAUGACUCCAAAACCUAUGACCUUGUAGCAGCUGCAUGCAAAGUGCUCAAUCUAAAUGCCAGCGAUAUUCUCCAAAUGUUUGGCAAUAUGUUUUUUGUUUUUUGCCAAGAAUCUGGAUAUGACACAAUUCUACGGGUACUUGGAUCCAAUGUCAGAGAGUUCUUGCAGAACCUAGAUGCUCUGCACGAUCACUUGGGUACCAUCUAUCCAGGUAUGCGUGCUCCAUCAUUUAGAUGUACAGAUGCAGAAAAGGGGAAAGGACUUAUAUUACACUACUAUUCAGAGAGAGAAGGACUUCAAGAUAUUGUUAUUGGGAUCACCAAGACAGUGGCGCAGCAGAUCCAUGGAACAGAAAUAGAUAUGAAGGUCAUUCAACAAAGAAAUGAGGAGUUUGACCACACACAAUUCUUGAUAGAAGAAAAGGAUUCCAAAGAGGAAGACUUUUAUGAAGACCUGGACAGAUUUGAGGAAAAUGGAACUCAAGAAUCCCGUAUCAGUCCUUACACGUUCUGCAAGGCGUUCCCUUUUCAUAUAAUGUUUGACAGAGAUCUUGUUGUCACCCAGUGUGGAAAUGCCAUCUACAGAGUUCUUCCCCAGCUCCAGCCUGGAAACUGUAACCUGCUGUCAGUAUUCUCCUUGGUACGACCCCAUAUUGACAUUAGCUUCCAUGGAAUCCUGUCUCACAUCAACACUGUGUUUGUCCUGAGAAGUAAGGAAGGUUUGCUUGAUGUGGAAAAAUCAGAGACCGAAGAUGAACUGACUCUAACCGAAAUAAGUUGUCUACGCCUAAAAGGACAGAUGAUCUACUUGCCGGAAGCCGAUAACAUUCUUUUCCUCUGCUCUCCAAGUGUGAUGAACUUGGAUGACUUGACAAGAAGAGGCCUGUAUCUCAGUGACAUCCCCCUCCAUGAUGCAACUCGUGACCUAGUACUUCUUGGAGAACAGUUCAGAGAAGAAUAUAAGUUGACUCAAGAACUGGAAAUACUUACUGACCGACUGCAGCACACCCUUAGGGCCCUGGAAGAUGAGAAGAAGAAGACCGAUACCUUGCUGUAUUCUGUGCUUCCACCUACUGUUGCUAAUGAGCUCAGACAUAAGCGCCCAGUUGCAGCCAAGCGAUAUGACAAUGUCACAAUUCUGUUUAGUGGCAUUGUAGGAUUUAAUGCGUUCUGCAGCAAGCAUGCUUCCGGGGAAGGAGCCAUGAAGAUUGUAAACCUUCUAAAUGACGUAUACACACGAUUUGAUAUUUUAACUGACUCGAGAAAGAAUCCUUUUGUCUAUAAGGUUGAAACUGUUGGUGACAAAUACAUGACAGUGAGUGGCCUUCCAGAACGAUGUGUCCACCAUGCAAGGUCUAUCUGCGACUUGGCAUUAGACAUGAUGGAAAUUGCUGGACAAGUUCAAAUAGAUGGGGAAUCUGUACAGAUUACAAUUGGCAUACAUACAGGAGAAGUGGUGACAGGUGUUAUUGGUCAGAGGAUGCCACGCUACUGCCUGUUUGGAAACACCGUCAAUUUGACUAGCAGAACGGAGACAACUGGAGAGAAGGGGAAAAUAAAUGUAUCAGAAUAUACAUACAGAUGUCUUAUGAGUCCAGAAAAUGCCGACCCCCAGUUUCAUUUACAAUAUAGAGGACCAGUGAGCAUGAAGGGUAAAACAGAUCCAAUGCAAGUGUGGUUUCUAUCCAGAAAGACUGCAGAAACAGAGGAAUAAGUACAUCAUUUAAACUGAAGAACCAAAUCCAGGGAAAAAUUGCUGAAAUUUAGUGAUCCUGUGUUUUUUUCCCAGUAACCUGAUUGGAGAUACAGUCAUUUUGUAGCUUACCCCUUCAUUUGUUACACACAAAUAUGUAACAUGUUAGGCUACUUUCACACUGGAGUUUUUGUUUUUGUUUGUGAGAUCCAUUCAGGGAUCUCACAAGCGGUCCAAAACGGAUCAGUUUUGCCCUUAAUGCAUUCUGAAU
Bufo bufo (common toad) is the source of this 2218-nucleotide messenger RNA. RefSeq names its product guanylate cyclase 1 soluble subunit beta 1 (gene GUCY1B1). The transcript is spliced from 14 exons. The record is from RefSeq and is a predicted model, not a curated record. The coding region runs from base 127 to 1968 and encodes 613 amino acids. Gene Ontology annotation, molecular function: heme binding; guanylate cyclase activity. Gene Ontology annotation, biological process: response to oxygen levels; cGMP biosynthetic process. Gene Ontology annotation, cellular component: guanylate cyclase complex, soluble. NCBI's taxonomy places the organism in Eukaryota, Metazoa, Chordata, Amphibia, Anura, Bufonidae.